Molecule: messenger RNA, 4686 nt
Organism: Lampris incognitus (smalleye Pacific opah)
Lineage: Eukaryota; Metazoa; Chordata; Actinopteri; Lampriformes; Lampridae
Product: mitogen-activated protein kinase-binding protein 1-like
Exons: 33
Coding region: 1-4686 (1561 amino acids)
Molecular function (GO): protein binding
Source: RefSeq, a predicted model, not a curated record
AUGACAGGCGAUGGCUCAAGCAUAACGAGCCGCAUUAGAAAGCUGCUUCCUUCCCCAUCAGUCAAACACAGGAGAGACAGGAAGGAAAGCCUGACCAGCAAAGCAUCUUUGGAGAAAGUUCUGGGCAUCACCGCUUCAGGGAAUAGCGGCCUCGCCUGUGACCCCCACUCAGGGCUUGUGGCUUAUCCUGCUGGUUGUGUAGUAGUCCUCCUGAACCCCAGGAAGAACAGACAACAUCAUAUUAUCAACUCGUCAAGGAAGACGAUCACGGCGUUGUCCUUUUCUCCCGAUGGCAAGUAUUUGGUCACAGGAGAGAGCGGUCACCUGCCGGCUGUGCGAUUGUGGGACGUGGCAGAACGGAGGCAGGUGGCAGAGCUGCAGAAGCACAAGUAUGGCAUCUCCUGUGUAGCCUUCUCCCCCAACAGCAAGUACAUUGUCAGUGUGGGGAAUCAGCACGACAUGAUGGUCAACGUCUGGGCAUGGAAGAAAGAUGUUGUAGUGGCUGCAAACAAGGUGUCCAGUAAGGUGACGGCCGUGUCUUUCUCCAAGGACAGCUCCUAUUUUGUGACCGCUGGAAACAGACAUGUCAAAUUCUGGUACCUGGACCACUGCAAGCCUGUCAAGGCCAGCGCUCCUGUCCCCCUGCUAGGACGUUCGGGGUUGUUAGGAGAGCUGAGGAACAACUUCUUCUGCGAUGUGGCCUGUGGCCGAGGCUCGAAGUCUGACUCGACCUUCUGCAUUACUUCCUCUGGCUUGCUCUGCGAAUUCAACAGCAAGAGAAUGCUGGACAAGUGGGUGGACCUACAGACAGGACUGGCCCAGUCCCUGUCUGUAUCCGAGGAUCUGAUCUUCUGCGGCUGUGCUGAUGGAAUGGUGCGAGUCUUUAGUGCCGUUGACCUGCACUUUGUAUGCACGCUGCCCCGGCCUCAUUCCCUCGGCACCGACAUCUCAGCCGUCACCCAGGCCAGCCACCUGUUUUCCAACAAACUGGCCGUCCGGUACCCAGAUUCCAUUGCGGUGACCUACGACUGUGUCGGCCAUCGGCUCAGCUGUGUGUAUAGUGACCACAGUGUGUAUGUGUGGGAUGUGCGGGACGUCCAUCGGGUGGGAAAGGUGCACUCUGCCCUCUUCCACGCUGCCUGUGUUUGGGACCUGCAGGUAAAAACCCAGUCAGGAGGGAAAUUGAAAGCACUGAUUCAGGAGGGGCCGGAUGCCACGAUGACAUCCGGGGUGUUUCUGAGUUGCUCAGCCGAUGACACUAUUAGACUGUGGUGCAUGGAGGGGCAGACCCAAACUCAUGUUCACACACACAACAUCCUCAGCAACGAUCUGCUGAAUAUCAUCUAUGUUGAUGGAAACGCCUCCACCCUGUUGGACUCAGAGAACACCACGUGUGUGACGGCUGAGAAAGCAGGGGAUGGACAGACGCCAGAGAACAGGACAGGCAUCAGGACCAUUUGUGUCAGCCCAGAUGGUAAACACCUGGCCUCUGGGGAUCGACAUGGAAUCCUGAGGGUUCAUGACCUCAGCAGAAUGGAAGAGAUUCUGAAAAUAGAGGCCCACGAUGCUGAAAUUCUUUGUCUAGAGUAUUCCAAACCAGAAACAGUGUGUGUGCUGCUGGCCACGGCCAGUAGGGACCGUCUGAUCCAUAUCCUGAAUGCUGAGGAUGACUACACUCUGGUACAGACGCUGGAUGAGCAUUCUUCAUCCAUAACAGCCGUCCGCUUUGCUGCUAAUGACAAUAAGGUGCGGUUGAUCAGUUGUGGGGCAGACAAGAGCAUCUAUUUCCGCACAGCACACAGGACUGACAGAGGCACAGAGUUCAGGCGGUCCCACCACGUGGUCAGGAAGACCACGCUGUACGAUAUGGGCGUCGACCCCACCUGCAAGUAUGCUGCUGUGGGCUGUCAGGACCGCUGCAUCAGGAUCUUCAACAUCAGCAACGGCAAACAGAAGAAACUCUACAAAGGAUCGCUGAGUGAGGAUGGCAGUCUCCUCAGGGUUCAGACGGAUCCCUCUGGUCAAUACGUUGCCACCAGCUGCUCAGAUAAGAAUAUCAGUAUCUUUGACUUCCACACAGGAGAAUGUGUGGCCACAAUGUUUGGACACUCCGAGAUUGUCACUGGGAUGAAGUUUACCAAUGACUGCAAGCAUCUGAUUUCAGUAUCUGGGGAUAGUUGUAUCUUUGUAUGGCGACUGGCUCCAGAACUGACAAUCAACAUGAGGGAGAGGCUCUGCCAACUGAGACGAAACCUCAUUACAUCACACUGCAAAAUCUCCACUCUGAGGAGAGAGAUGUACAGCGCCCCCUGUCUGGCCGGUUUGUCUUCAGAUAGUGACCAUGAGCAGGAAGACAGAGCAGAGCACAACGACUCCAAUGACUCAGAAGACAUCCUAACUAACACUUCUGACAGCAGCAAUGGGGAGGAGGAUGCAGGUGGUUCAGACGAAAGCCAGGAAUGGAAGCCAACAAAGGUGGGAGGUAGCAACCCAAUAACCCCAGACACCACCAAGCGUCCACGGAGGCGCUGGUCCCAUCGUAUGGGCUCCCUGGAGCUGAUGGUCAAAUCGAUGCUCGACCUGAGACAGCUGGACACCUCCCACAAGAAAGGCCUCCACAACAAAGACGUCGGGAGCACCUCCAGCCUGCAGGAGCCCUUACUGUUGGAGGAGAGGGCUAAGAAACGCUGGCAGUGGCCACAGACCGACUGGCUGUCCUCACACAUAUCCAAGGGCUCCAAGGGGGCCGAUGGAGCUCCGCUUUGCACCGACAGGAAUGAGGACAACAGAAGUCUAUACAGCAGUGACUACCUGGCGGAGGGGCAGCCGUGUGAGAUGUCGGUGCGAGGGAGCUGUGAUGAGGCAAGUGAGGACAGCCAGAGUCCAGACAGUGCCUGCUCGCUGGGCUACGACAGCUGGGAGACUACACCCAACUACAUCUUUGACGAUUCAGACGAUAUAGAGUCGCUGAACCAGGACAGCUCUGAUGAGGAGCGAGGAGACAGGGAGGAGGAGGAGGAGAGGAAGAUGGAAGUGACAAGCAUAGAUGAGGCUUUAAGGACAGUGACGGAUGCUCCUGACUGCUGCCAUGAGGACUUCCUAAAGCAAAACUUUGAGACACUGGCAGACAACAGCAACAUGGUCUCAUCACCAAAUCAACAGAGCGGGGUCCCGAGGGUCAGCAUGUCCUCGCGCUUCCUGGCCAGAGGACACAAUAAUAGGAGGGUGCCUCUGUUUGCCAAGUCACAUGAAAAGGAUCCAGAGAGCCGGUCUGCUAAGCCCCCUGUGUCCAAAGUGCGGCCAUUGAUGGAAGGGGGCCAGGACAGAGGCCCAGAAGACAAGACCCCCAGGUCCCCCAGUGGGAUAGAAGAGCCUAACAGGUUUGAUAGGGGGCUUCCGGAAAGGGAGUCGGCGCGCUUCCGGUUCAUAAAGAAAAGGCCCGCAACAACCCACCUGUGGAAGCUGUCAAACCCCACAUCCGCUCUUCUGGUGGACACAGCAACAGAUUUACACAAGUCUCAUUCAGCCCAGGAGCUGGCCUCGGACCCUCCCCGCUCUCCUCUGCCCUCUAGUGACAGACGGGAGGCAUUCCAGAGACCUCAACAGCUCUUCAUGGACCACGACUCUGCCCGAUCCUCCUCUCAUCUUUCCUCACCCACUUCUGGGUCCCCGCAGUCUCCCACGGCCUCCUCCCUGCCUUGGGAGAGCCCCAAGCUCAAAGGCCAGCGCUCCUACAUGAACCCCACCACUAGCUCCAAGGCCAAAUGCAGCAGAUCCUCCUCCCUGGGAGAGAGCCUCCACACGAAGUCUCCGCCUCUCUCUCCCUCCAUCUCCAAGGGCAGGGGGUCAUUCGAGGCACUGGUGGUUGAGCCCUCCGUCCUCACUUCACCUUCCGCCUCCACUUGCCUCUCCUCUCUCUCCCUAUCAUCCUCCUCAUUGUGUCCUCUGUCCGGUAGAUCCUCCCCAUCUCCAGCUUCCCCCCAUCCCACUGACACAGUUUCUCCCAGUUCCAGCUUAACCUUGCCCCUCAACGCCCCGCCCUCUCGCAUCCCUCUUCCCAAACAGCCCCUCAGCCCUCGGCGCAGUCUCUGCCUCGAGAUCACGUUGGGGGUCCAGGCAAGGCCCUCCCCCGCUGUUGGAGACCCUGAAAGUGGUGCAGAAUCAUCCCAAGUAAAUAAACCAAUGCAGGGCAAACAUCUGCCUCAGGGUGUGGAUCCUGCAUUGGCGAGUUCACAGCCAGUCAGGCAGAAGAGAGGCUCAGUUUGUGAGAGCACCAGGGGGUUGGUACAGGUGACUGAGGCAAAAGAGCACCCCCUGCUGUCUGCCCCGGCCAACACACUGACCACCAACCUCGACUCAGAUCACUCUGUAACCUUGGAAACUUGCCGGCAGGCCAUCGCUGAGCUUCACUGCAGUCUAAAGAGGACAGCCACCCUCUACACUAAGGUGCUGAACUGUGGUCCAGAUCCCAGCGAGGAGGAGUGGGAGAUGAGGAGGGUUCUCUCGGAGGCCCUGGGAGUGGUGAAGGCUGACCUGGAUUCCCUGCCCUGUCCCACCUUUCACCCUACCAGGACCGGGGGGGACGUAGCGGUCAAAGGCGAGGGAGAGAAGACCCUGGCCCUGCUGGAGCAGUACUCUGAGCUACUGCUGAAGUCUGUGGCGAAGAAACUCGACAGCAAGACAUGA